This is a messenger RNA of Bombus impatiens (common eastern bumble bee), 1286 nucleotides long. RefSeq names its product cytochrome c1, heme protein, mitochondrial (gene Cyt-c1). Lineage: Eukaryota; Metazoa; Arthropoda; Insecta; Hymenoptera; Apidae. Gene Ontology annotation, biological process: mitochondrial electron transport, ubiquinol to cytochrome c. The record is from RefSeq and is a predicted model, not a curated record. Bases 148 to 1080 code for a protein of 310 amino acids. Gene Ontology annotation, molecular function: heme binding; electron transfer activity. The transcript has 9 exons.
ACAUUGUACACGAAAGAAAAAGAUAUCUGAUGAAACCAUUUAAAAGUUGAGCUUACUAUAUUGGUAUCCUUGAUUAAAGUCGCCUUAGAUAUUAGAAGUUGUAUAUUUAAUUGACUAAGAAUCUUGCACAUUGUACCUUUGGCCAACAUGGCGGCUUCAUUGGGUCGGGUUUGUAAAUUCGGUCUUUUGAAAUCGAAUUAUGGAACAUUAUUUAACCAGCAGGUACAUAAUUUCUCUACUGCAAACCAAUGGUCUAAAGGUAGAAAAGUGCUGUUAGCAUGUUUAGGAGUAACAGCUGGAGGUAUUAGUGCAUUAAUUUAUGCUUUGGAUCAAUCUGUAAAAGCUUUUGAUCAGGUGGCACAUGCACCAACGUACAAAUGGGGUUUCUAUGGAAUGUUUUCUUCACUAGAUCAUAAGAGUCUCCGACGAGGUUGGGAAGUAUAUAAAAAUGUAUGUUCAGCCUGUCAUAGUCUACAAUUUAUGGCUUUUCGCCAUCUUGUGGGUGUUACACAUACAGAAGAAGAAGUAAAAGCUAUUGCAGAAGAAUAUCAGGUUCAAGAUGGUCCUGAUGAUACAGGAGCUUAUUUCAUGCGUCCUGGUAAAUUAUCUGAUACAAUACCAUCUCCAUAUCCAAAUGAAGAAGCUGCUAGAGCAGCAAAUAAUGGUGCUUAUCCACCAGACCUAACAUACAUUGUUAAUGCAUCACAUAAUGGAGAGAAUUAUAUAUUUUCAUUGUUAACUGGGUACUGUGAUGCACCAGCUGGCCUUACUAUGAGAGAGGGUCAAUAUUUCAAUCCUUACUUUGUUAAUGGAGCUGUUGGUAUGCCACAAAUUAUCUAUGAUGAAGUGGUAGAAUAUACAGAUGGCACUCCUGCAAGUGCUUCUCAAGUAGCAAAAGAUGUUGUUGAAUUUCUUAUGUGGACAUCAAAUUCUGAAUUUGAUGAAAGAAAGAAAAUGACUAUUAAGGUCAUUGGUUUGGGUGCAAUAGCAUUACCACUGGUCGUAUAUUGGAAGAAACUAAAAUGGUCAACUGUGAAAAAUACUAAAAUACUUUUCACUCCGAGAUAUAAACGACAGUAAUACUUUCACCUAUAAAGCUAUAUUAGCUCGACGAAAAUAAUCCGACGAUGUUAGGUUCGAAUAUUGGAAUGUAGUUUUAUACCUUGUUUGAACGUUGCAAAAACAUAAUUGCACGGAACUGUAAACGUUUAUUUAAUACGUCAAUUGCCUUGUACAUAUAACUACAAUCAAUGUCAUCGUCAGAUUGAAAUAAAUUGUUAAACUUA